AUGAUGCUUGGAAAUGCUGAUACGUUGGAAGACCUGGAAAUAACCCGAGAACAAAUGAACACACAACAAAUUCCUGGUGCACUAGCAGUUAUGUAUGGUAAUAAACCUGUUCCGGAAGUGGUGAAACAACUUAUGAUUUCGGAAUACACGGACUGGGAGAAUCCAGACGAUCCAAAACGAAUCCGUGGGCAGGUAGUGGAACUUUUUGGGGACAUUUUUUUCAACACUCCUGCUGUGGACAUGAGCAGGGUUCAUUCAAAUGCAUCGAAUAUUGACAGUUAUGUGUACAAUUUUCUUCCUAAACUGGAGAAGCCCCUACUUCCAUUACCUAAGUGGGUGAAGUAUGCGAACCAUGGAGAUGAAUUAGGACCU
This is a messenger RNA of Ruditapes philippinarum (Manila clam), 372 nucleotides long. RefSeq names its product acetylcholinesterase-like. Gene Ontology annotation, molecular function: signaling receptor activity; neurexin family protein binding. The record is from RefSeq and is a predicted model, not a curated record. Lineage: Eukaryota; Metazoa; Mollusca; Bivalvia; Venerida; Veneridae. Gene Ontology annotation, biological process: modulation of chemical synaptic transmission; synaptic vesicle endocytosis; chemical synaptic transmission. Gene Ontology annotation, cellular component: synapse; cell surface.